ACUCAUGUGUGUCACAUUAAGAGCAGCCCUUCUGCAACAGCUCAAGGAGCACUUCUAGUUGGUUUUUUUUUUUUUUUUUUGGCAGCCUGUGUGUUGCCUCUAAGAAAACACUGGGUUACACCACCAUUUGCUGGUGCCCAAAUUACACAGUCCCUAAAAAAUAGUAGUCACACUCAUCAAUACUGCUCCCAAUAACAAUAAUGAUUCAUCCACUCCCAAUAAUUAAAUUUUUCAGUAAAGUACACAAUCAGUGCAUUGAUAUUUAUGGGAAAUGCAUGGAAACACAACCCCAAAUAGAAAACAAAACAAAACAGGUAAUUUUCUGGUACAAAAAAUUCUGCUCCUGAAAAUGAAAUAAACCAGACACAAGAGUGGCAGGGCUCACUCCCUGCCAAAGCUAUAUAAAUUUUUAAUUCCAAUAUGCAUUGACUUGUAUACAAGUCCCCACGACACUGCAAUGCUUCCAUGGGUAUAUGCUCCAAUUAACUAGUAAAUUCAAGGUUUAUCUAUCUCAAUUAACCUUAAAAGUCAAACUUAUUCCUGUGGAAAAGUUUGCGUGCAAACUAUUCUGGUUUCCCAUACAAGAAAGUUCAAUUUCGGGAAAGCCACAAAUGAAACAUUACUCACUUCCGAACACCAGAGAAGCACUGACUAGCAAGAUGUGCCAUUUUUCCAGCUGCCAACCUUCGAUGUGCCAUCGAGAAAGCUUUCAGUGCUUCAAUGGGUAUGCUCUGAUGAACUGGUAAUUUCAAUGUUUACAUCUAUCUCAAACAACCUUAAAAGUCAAACUUACUCCAGAGAUACAGUUUGCAUGCAAACUAUUCUGGUUUACAAUACUAGAAACUACAAUUUCAGGAAAGCCACAAAUGAAACAUUACUCACUUUUAACAACAGAUAAGCACUGAAUGGCAAGACUUAACAUUAAGAAAGCCUUCAGUGCUUUAAUCAGGACUACUUAGGAUUUCAAUUUGCGUCUUUUAGACGAAAGAUCGAGCGCUUUUUCUCCUUGAUGGACGAUAACACUUGGGAAACAAUAAUAUCCCUUCUUGUCGCGAUUUUAGCGGUUGGAACAAGCGACAACAGAGAAAAAAUUGACCAUUUUUACGUCAGCCCUUCGGUUCUUAUGUUUUCCGCGAGAGGUUGACCUUCAAGAUGGCCGUCAAUGCGUUUCUAUGGAAACGUGACGUCAUGCGGGAAACAUUCGGGCCGACUGAAUUCGGUUAUUAUUAUGUAAAACCCUGCAGAGUCUAAAAUUAGUGCAUAUAAUCUAAACACUUCAGCUUUGUUAAAAGCUUGGACACAAAUUCCUAACCUACCUGAAAAUCCUAAUACGUUUUGGUCGACAUAUAUAAAAUGGUCGUUGUGGCUGGAUUUAUACGGUGAUCCCAUUAGACAUGCUGUAUGCGCCUCAUCAUCAAACAUUACUAUUUCUAACCGAAAUCAAUUCUUGCAGGAAAAAUGAAGAUUUUGCGGCACAGAUAAAUUAAAAAGUCGUUUUCUUAACUUAACAGUGAAGGGCUUCGUUGAAGGUACCUAUUGCACUGUUUUGCGUGAGAGACACAAGGUUUUUUCAAGGGGAGAAUUACUUUUUUCGAUGUGAAAACGGUUUAAUACUUUUUAUAACCAAUCAAACAUUGGAGCCUGAAAAUACAUUUGAAGAUCACAAGAAGCGACAGUAAAGGUUGCUGCGGCCUUAAAAGCUUUUAAGUGAUAUCUAGCAGUUUGUCUACAUCGCCUAUUUAUCUGAUUCACCACAUUUAAUGAGUGAUGUGGGAAUUCAGAAUUAAUUUUAAAAUUUUGUCAUAGCCUUGUCAAAAUUAAUUCCACUGUACACUACCAACAGCUCAUUAGAAAUUUCGAAAGCCCAAGGGUGAAUUGACUAAUUCCAAAUUGUAUUCGGGCUCUCGGCCUUUGCGGGAAAACGAUUAUUUCGGACUUAAGAGCAUUCUAGCCCGUCACUUGUCAGAUUUUAACAAACCGCAGAAGCUUUUUCCAUAUUUAUAUAUAUUCUAGAAGAUACUAUGUGAUAAGUUUUAAGAGUAAACACGCGGCUGUUCCCGAUAAAUUGCGUCGGCAAUUGACGCACAAUUUUUCUCACUAAAUCUCCCUUUUUGGGAAAGUUACGUUUCAACGAUUUUAAUCUUUUCUAAAGCAUCGCGUUUGUGUAAGUUUCUCAUGUACAUUACACCUCACGAUCAAUGCUAUGAAGAGAAGCAAAUUGUUACUGUUUGCUUUAAAUUGAUCGCUCACUAAUUAAUAUUUCAAACAAGCUUAUUCUGAAGAACGCAAAUCAUUUUUCUUCUUCAGUACUUUAUCUAACAUCAUUAAAAAAAUUUCCUUUUUCAAAGUACGAGACUUCUUUUGGCGUCUACUAACUUGCGUUGUUUGGAUAAUUGAUGUUACACAAAUCGUCUUGUUUUUGGCAUUUCAAAUCGUAAUGCAUUCCCUCGAAGCAUUGAGGCCAGAGGUUUCUAUAUCUAUGCAUGCAGAAUGCUAAGAUUAACAGAGCGUUCUUGCAUACAUAGAUACCGAAUUGUGGCGGCGACAUUACAGCCGAUACUAUUCAGGAAUCUAUACGUGCGUGAAUCGAGGGCUGAAGGGCUCAGCUUUUUAUCAAUGAGAUUCUAACUGCCGUCUUCUACCAUGGAAACGAAGCGAUUUUCUUUUUAUCUUUUAAAUUGCUGCGCUAUUUGCGAAUUACACAUCGGAAACUUGAAACAAAUGAAAGACAAAAUGCAUAUUCAUUCGUCUGCCAGUAUUACUGAUGAAAUGCUCGAUCAGUAGAUGAUUAGUCUUACUAUUGUCCUAUCUCCAUUGGGAGUAUUUUGAGAGAAAAACAAGCGCUGCUCUCUGACCAGCCUAGAAAGGAAAAAAGAAGACUUGAUAAAAAAGAAAUUUGAAAAUCUAAAGCAUUUUCCAUGGCUUCUAACACAUCACAAAAUGACACCCUCUUGCCAUCUGGUGGGGGAACCCAAAUCCCGACGCGCGACAUUCAGAUUGGAGUCACAGUACUCGCAGUCACUGUUUUUAUCCUGGCAGCAAUCGGUAACUCGCUGGUGAUCUACAUCGUAUGUACAGUCAACCAGAUGAAGAGCUCCACAAACACUCUCAUUGCCAACAUGGCUCUUGCAGAUCUUCUCAUGACCAUUGACAUUCCUUACAUACUCAAAUGGGUGUACGUGUGGAAUGGCUGGUUCGGUACUUUCAUGGGCCCCGCCCUGUGCAAGUUCUUUCACUCAGCUCAAGUUGGUUCCCUGGCUGCAUCAGUGUUAAGUUUGGUGGCGAUUUCUUUAGAUCGCAGUUUCGCUAUUUUGUUCCCAAUGAGGACAAUAAUGACUAAGAACGUUGUGCGUUUUGCAAUAACUGCGAUUUGGCUCGGCGCACUGGGUUUGUCUAUUCCAAUAAUGCUAGUUGUCAAGAACAUCAGAGAUGAAGGAACGGGAAAUAUGAUCUGCGACGAGGAUUGGCCACCCACAUCACAUAAAACGUACACAGGGUUUUUAAUCACAACCUCCUACCUUAUUCCAAUAUCGAUUAUCGCGAUAGUUUACUUCUUAGCGGGGAUGCGCCUUUGGAGCAGGAAACUCCCUGGUCAUCGCACAUUAAUGUCGCACAAGAAAGCCCAAGCGUCCAGCAGACGUGCCACAGUUAUGCUAAUAACAGUGGUCAUUGUUUUUGCUCUUUCAUGGUUUCCAUUUCAAGCCUUGGAAAUCAUAAGGUUUAUCAAUCCUGAAAUACUAACGAAAUUUACAGUUCCAAUGGCAGUUUGGUAUGUCAUUCCCUGGUUUGGUUACUGUAACAGUGCCGUCAAUCCAAUUAUUUAUGUGAUCUUCUCGGAGAAUUACCGUCACGAAUUUUAUCGAAUCCUCUGCAGGGGACCAAGCCGAAAAGAGCGUUACAAGAACACUAUUGUAUACAGCCGAAGCACCACUCGCAUGACACGCUUAUCAAGAGGUAGCUCAUUGGCUGUCAGUAUUCCUCUUCAGAAGCUUAGAGAAGAAGCUGACCAUACAAGAGGAAGUCCGGAGACGCCGUGAGUCCAGUCCAAGCUACUUAAAAUCGAUCUUUUGCAAAAAGUCCUCCUGAAUUGGGGAGAAAAACACUACAAUUAAUCAAAUAUUUCUGAGCUGUUAUGCUUGUUUUUGCCUUAUCUUAAUGUUGCUUGAUGUUAUUCUCAGGAAGAAUUUUUCAAUCAAAACGACUCUCUUGUCUUUUCCUAACUGCUUUCGUUUUACUGUUUGGCCGGGUUUCGUUCCAUUUCCUUUUCUUUUCAGAUUUCUCUAACUGAAUCAACACAAGUUGAUACAUUCAAAGAGCACGUUUUGCAUCAAUCUUCUCUAAUUUUAAUUUUACAAUUUUUGUUUAAUAUUUUCUCCAUAAAAUUUAUAAGUUGAGAGUUGCACAGUUUCUUUCAACUACAACCCGUUUUAGUUAGAAAAAAUCAGCGAUUUCAACUGUGAUAAGAUUGUGGUAUAACUGUACCUAACUCAUGUUUUGCAGUAUUUAACCCGCCGGGACUCGUGCUCGUAGCACUUGUAAUCAUCAACAGUCGCUGACUCUCAUGGGAAAUUAAGAGACUUAUCUCAGCAUCAGAUGUGCACAAAAAGAUAAUUUUGCGAGAUGAUCUCUAAGAAAUGAUUCGAGAAAGUUGGAAAAUACACUCAUGUAAUUACAAUAGAGGUAAAGACAAAACAAUUCCUAUCAAUAAAAAAUAUUUCAAUCAGUUUGGACGAUACCUGGAGUCAUUCCUACGGAGAAACGGAACGGAACGAAGACAAAGGUUCCGAAAAUCUGUCCGAAGAAGGCUCAAAUGUACAAAGGUGGCGGGCAAGGAAACUGUUAUAGUGCCUUUGUACCUUUAUUAUGAUCUUCGAAACAUUUCAUGUUGUGAACUGUCAAUAAACGAAAGCCAGUGACUCUAGAUAUUAGACUCGAACUAGAUACUUCCACUAAGAAGGCAAGUUAAUAAAGAGUUCUUUGCAAUCUCAUG
Messenger RNA from Stylophora pistillata, 4990 nucleotides. RefSeq names its product RYamide receptor. The record is from RefSeq and is a predicted model, not a curated record. Gene Ontology annotation, biological process: G protein-coupled receptor signaling pathway. Lineage: Eukaryota; Metazoa; Cnidaria; Anthozoa; Scleractinia; Pocilloporidae. Gene Ontology annotation, cellular component: plasma membrane. Gene Ontology annotation, molecular function: G protein-coupled receptor activity.